Messenger RNA from Uloborus diversus, 7628 nucleotides. Its product is annotated as puratrophin-1-like. The transcript has 26 exons. Lineage: Eukaryota; Metazoa; Arthropoda; Arachnida; Araneae; Uloboridae. The record is from RefSeq and is a predicted model, not a curated record. Gene Ontology annotation, molecular function: guanyl-nucleotide exchange factor activity. The coding region runs from base 1 to 4326 and encodes 1441 amino acids.
AUGGAUUGGAUGCGGACCAUCGAGCCCGACGUCAUGAUAAAUGAUGACCAAUUGACAGCUGCGCUGCAGCACUUGCUCAUUUCCGUCGAGAAAGGAAUUGAACGACUAGAGUGGAACAGCGUCUCAAGACCUUGGACACACACUUCUAGCACAUCUCCAAGUUCCUCUUUUCCGAGAUGUUGCCACUCCAGUUUAUCUCCGGUUGAUACGAAGGACUCCUCCGUCCAGACCUCUCUCCAGGAUGAUGAUGUUGACGUCCAGUCUGAUGACACUAAAUCCUCCCUACCAUCAAGGCCCAGUUUGGACACGAAAUCGGCCGCAAAUUUUUCUGCAUUGCCGAAUGAAAACUCUAAUGUUUCUGUGUGUGAAAGGAAUUACAUUCCGAAUUGCGAGAGCAUAGCUACUCAAACGUCAACAGAAUUCUCAUCCACAAAAAUACCUGAUUUGCGGGAUCCGAGCAGUGAUCUGAUGUUUGCUCUUCCUCCUCUUGCUGUUCGGGAGGAAGAUCCGGACGAUGGCUAUUGCGAACACAUCUUAACGCAGCCAUCGACAAUUGGGCAAGUAGAUCCGGAUUUGCUCCACUCCCAGAUCGCUUUGCUACCCGGUUGCAGAGAUCUGAAAGGCCGAAGCAUUAUUGUAAUAACUACCGAUGCCAUCCGAGACAGUCUGCAGCUGUCUUCCUGCCAUUUAGCUCAACUGCUUUUAUACUUCCAUACUAUUCCUAAGAAAGAAGUCAUUUGCAAGGGGUUUUUAGUACUGAUUGAUGCUUGCAGCCCAGCUGAAGAUUUCUGGAACAUCCUAGAUGAAACGUUUUGCUUGAUUGAGGCCAACCUUUCAAAUGUGAUAAGCGAGGUGAUAGUCCUUUUCCAAGAAAAUGAAGAAAUUUUCGAUACUAGUUCUUUGUUUCCUACGAGUAGAAUGCAGUGCGAAAUAAUUUGUUCAACAGAUAAGCUUCUAAACUUCAUAGCAAAAAAACAGUUGCUCUGCAAGUAUGGGGGAACAUACUCAUAUGAUCACCAAGAAUGGAUUAGUUUCAGAAAAUUUCUAGAACCAUUCAUCAAUGGCUGCCGUCUUUCUGGUAGACAUCUUGUCUCACUUCUUGAAGAACUACGCGGGAGUCGUCUGCCAGUGUCUUCCACACUUACUCAUCAAAUGAUCGAACAACAAAAAAGAAACGUCACCCAUACUUUCCAUGACGAACAACUGCGUCACCUAGAAGAAGAAGGAGAUACUAUUCUUAAAGAGUUGCACUCUUAUAUGACACGAUCACCUCACAAUCAUGACUACAGGGAGAACUUGGAGAGAACCAGUGUCUUAUACGAUGAGCUAAGGAAAGCCAUGGUGAAGUUGGCGAGAUUAGCUGACAAAAGAUUGAAUCGGUUAGAAGAAUGCCUUCAGCUAAAGACAUUCCAAGAAGAAUCUAGUCAAGUGCUAUCAUGGCUAUGCCGAAAGGGGAACGAAUCUCUGGAGAAGCAUCAAGCCAUUGCCGAUUCUUUGGGAGCUAUUAAACAGCAGGAAGAAGAAUUUGAGAAAUUCUAUUUUCUGGCUAUGCGACAGAUUGAAAAGGGCAAUGACUUGCUGGAAGAAGUCUCCACACUAAGCCAUGAAACUUUUCUCACUAAGACCCAAGAAGAGAAAUCUUCUGAAACUACAGAAGAUAAGGUUGUGCAAGAUUUAGCUUUGUCACUGAAGCAACAUCUCGGCUCUUUCUCUGAAAAACUGGAAGGAACCCGAGAACGCAUCGAAGAUACUGCCAAAUGUUAUCAGCUAAUGGACAAAUCCUAUGAAUGGGCAUUAGAUGCCAUGAGAUUUACCUCAAAUAUGGGUAUUGCAAGCACCGAAAGUUUGGAUGGCAUUAUUCACCAAAUAAGAUGUUUGCAAGAUUAUGCAGAUAAUCAUCUAUGUGUUCCUGAAGACGUAUUUGCUGAAAUGAUGGAAAUUGCUUCAAGAUUAGGAAAUGAAAAGCUUCUUGAGCAAUGCAAGGUUGUAAAACUGCGUUGUGAAGAAACAGUUGAUUUAAUAAAAACUAGACAAACUACACUUCAAAAAGUGAAGCAGCAGAUGGAAGCAGAUGCCCUGAGAGGACCCUUCUGGGAAGCAGAGGAUGCAGCCCAAACCCCCCGCACAAUGCGUUCUCAUUCCACGCCAAUGAACUCAUGGCUUCCAGGAGGCACAAGCACCCCUCAUUUUUCUGGAAUUGCAAGUCAUCAGCGUCGGCGAUCUACUGGUGGCCCAAUGGGCAUGUGUAUAUCAUCUAAACGUUAUGGAUCUCCUAUUGGGUCUUACACUUCAUUUCCUAGUAGUUACUAUCCAUCUUCAAAAGACUCUUAUAAGAUGGAUUCAUAUAUUCAAGAAAAAGAAGACCAACUUCUUAACCAUCAUGGACUAAUUACGGAAGAUCUAACUUCUCAAGGACCUGUUGCGUCCAUAUCAAAAACUUUCCUAGAACCUAGAGUGUCGCAUUCAGAUGGACAUUCAUCAUCAUGUUCCUCCUCAUCUUCAAUUUGUAAAGACUUGAGUAAUGUUCUCCGCAGUUCUGGUCGAAGUAAAUCUUCAGAUACAGAAAACAGAACGUCCAAAAGACUGCUUAAGCGGUGCCAAAUGUGGCAUCUUCAAGAUGAUGCUCUUGAAAAAGCAAAGGCUGAAGUUAGAGAACAGACUGCCUUGCUUCGAGUAGAGAGGCUUCAAAGUUCCUUAGAAAAAAGUAGUAUUUGCAAACCUGAAGUGCUGGACACACCUAGUAAUGAAAAAUCAGAUUCCCGUCCAGAUCCUGCAAAAGGGCCUGUUCCAGUCAAUACACACCUUCUGAAUCAGUCUAGCUCUUCAGAUUCUACAGACCACAUAUCUCUUUCUGAAAAUAGUAGUAAUGACACAGAGGCUAAAUCCAAGAAGACUCUGAUGCUAAUAAUGAAAGAGCUGAUACAAACAGAACGAGAUUAUGUAAAUUCAUUAGAAUACAUUAUUGAGAAUUAUAUACCAGAGCUGAUGCGGGAAGACAUUCCUCAAGCAUUGAGAGGCCAGAGAAAUGUUGUAUUUGGAAACAUUGAAAAAAUUUAUGAAUUCCACAAUCAAUACUUCUUAACCGAACUAGAACAUUGUGAAAGUGCACCCUUCACUGUUGGACAAUGUUUUCUUGAUUUUCAACCACAAUUUUAUUUAUAUGCAUUGUAUAAUAAGAACAAGCCAAAGUCGGAUGCCCUCAUGUCAGAAUACGGAAAUUCUUUUUUUAGAAAAAUGCAGCUUGAAUUGCAAGAUAAAAUGGAUCUUGCUAGUUACCUUCUUAAGCCGGUUCAAAGAAUGGGAAAAUAUGCCCUUCUCUUGAAACAAUUGUUAAAAGAAUGUCCAGAAAGAGAAACUGAGCAUAAAGCUUUAAAGGCAGCUGAAGAAAUGGUUCGUUUCCAGUUGAGACAUGGCAAUGACCUUUUGGCAAUGGAUGCUUUGAAAGAUUCAGACGUAAAUGUGAAAGAGCAAGGUCGGCUGUUGCGUCAAGAUGAGUUUAUUGUGUGGCAAGGCAGGUCUCGAAAGUGCAUGCGUCAUGUUUUUCUGUUUGAAGACCUCAUUUUAUUUAGCAAAGCUAGAAGAGAUCCUCAAAGGAAAGGCUAUGAAAUGUAUCAAUACAAGCAUAGCAUAAAGACUACAGAUAUUGGUAUGACUGAACAAAUUGGAGAUAGUCCUACAAAGUUUGAGAUUUGGUUCCGUAAAAGGAAAUUGCAUGAUACAUUUUUACUUCAAGCUCCGAACACUGAAGUAAAAGCUGCUUGGGUUAUUGAGUUGAGGAAAAUCUUGGUAAAACAGGCGGUAAAAAACAGAGAAAAUCGCCUUGCAGAAAUGUCUUCUAUGGGCAUUGGAAACAAGCCAUGUUUAGAUAUUAAACCAAGUGAAGAUCAAAUCAGUGACAGAUCCAUCAGUUUGCAUCAAUUAGCUAGAGCUCCUCGGUUCCGGAAUUCAAUUGCAGUAUCUCCUUAUGAAUCUCGCAACAAUAGAAACUCUAUCAUAUCUGUGAGUUCCUCUUCAUCUUCAGGUAGCAGUCAGUCUUCAUUUUCAUUUUACGGAACCCUAAAUCUUGGCUUUGAACCUGGAGAUAGUCCAAGGCCUCUCCAUAGAUCUCUGACUCAGCAAUCACAAUGUUCAACUGAAAGUGGCUUCUGUACUGAUGCAAGUACAGCAGGUGACAGUCCAGAGAAUGAGCCAGUGCGGCAUAAAAGAGCUGAAAGAACUGAUAGUCUUUUAUCAAAUGAUUCCUUAUCAACUAAUGUUUCUCCAACAGAUGUCCCUUGUCCAAAAUUUGAACAAUCAUUGGAAGAGAACAUUACGACACCCAUGUAAUGUUUUCCUGCUUUGCUGGACUUAUAAUCUUCCAUUGUAUCAAAAAUUGAGGUCCAUUGCAAGAGCCGAGUGCCAUAUACUGAAAAUCAAGAGCUUUUGUCAUGUUCUUUUCUUGUAUUUAACUUAACACGAACAUGACAGAAAAAGCACGGGUUAAUAACUUUUUGUAAACUUUUAUUUAUUGAGAGUAUAUAUUGCACCUUGUACUGAGCUAAUGUUAUGGAAUACUAAUUUGGUAUUUCCACAACCUAUAUUUAGUCUGUUCACAUAUACAUUUACUUGUAUAUACUACCUCCUAUUGUCCACUCAGCAGUUUUGUUCAGAUUAUCAUACCUUUAUGAUCAACUCAUCUGAUGUGUAAAAAAUAACUUUGCUUUGAAACUAAGAGUUGUUCACAAAUGAUGUCUUGUUUGCACCGGGAGGGGAAAAAAUUGUGGCGAGAAAGGAAGGUGGUUACAAGAAGUAUGAUAUCAUGCAUUUUUUAUAAGAAUACUUUUAUGAAAACUAGCAUGACAUGUGUGGCAGAGAGGUAUGGUGAAGCAUGACACUUCGUGACAAAGAGGAAGGUCAAAAUUUUUUAAAAAAUAUGACAUCAUUUAUGGACGGCUCUUUAUUUAAAAAAAGAUGUUAUGCAUAUUUUUAUAUGCAUUUAAAUUUGACUAAUUUAUUCAUUAUUGUUAUUAUUAUUGAAAUUGUUUUGAGUUUUUAAAUAUUUUACUUACAUAUCAUAGCUAGAAUUAAUUCUUCAGACUUUAUUUUAAAUACAAGAUUCCCAAAAAGUUUAUAAUUUGGUCCAAAACUUAAAAAUACUUACAUUGUUGGUUAUUCCAUAUAUACAGUGCUAAAAUCAUGUGAGUACUAUCACUUAACAAACAAGAUGUUUGAUCAGAAAUCAAUGAGUCUAUUUGCCCAAUGCAACUUUGAUUUUGUAUUUCAAAGGCUUCUGUUGUCUAUAUCAUAAAACUGCUACUGUCAAUUUUUUACAAUUUAUUUGGCAUUUAAUUUCAGUUAUUAUAACCAGUAUCCAAGAAACUCUUCGAAUUUUAUUUGUCUUUAAAAAGAAUUUUUGAAACUCAUAAAUAUUACACACUAGUAUUUUCCUCUCUGAACUAUUUAGUCUGUAAAAAAUACUCUUUGUUAACUUUUGGUGCCAAAAUUGUCUUUUCUGCCAUUUAAUUUGUAACUAACAGCUUUAACUGCAUAAGUUUCUGUUAAAUAUUUUCCUUAAAAAUGUUUCAGAUAAUAUCAAAUUAAAAAAUCCAUAGGUUCUGUGUCCAAUGUUUUUUGGGAGCAAAAUUUAUCAUAUCCAAGUUUUACUUUUCAAAAUAAAGAGUAAAUUUUCUCUGUAAACCUGAAGACUAACUUUUUCUGCGAAAGUUUCAAAAACUAAUACAUGAAUUUGCGAAUAGAAAUGUAACACAUGAUUUGAGUAAAUUAACAAUUUUCUUUUGAAAAGAAAAGUUUUAUCUGUAUAAAUAGUUUUCAGACAGGCUACUUUCAAAUUUUUUCUGAAUUUAAGCUUAAUGAAUUUUUUAACAAGAUAUUAAGUCAGCUUUGUGCUGUUAUUUCAUUACUUUUUUUUUUUUUUUUAAUUUUACUCAUUAUUAGCCCAAAUUUAAUUAAAUAAAGUUAAGUAAUAUUUAUAUGUUACAAAACUAUGUUUUGAUAAAAUUAGAACAUAAAAACAAAUAAUAUAAAGCUUCUGAGAAGAUAUUUAAUAAAUACUACUGGUGGAUAAAAAAAUGCUUUAAAAAUUUCUAUUAUUUGAAUACCUCUGUUUUUCUUCCAAAGAAAUGCCAACUACUGAAACAAAAAUUGUGAUAUUGUGAAAAGUAGCUCUAAAUUGAAGAAAUAUUUGCCUUAUUUUAAUAACCACUAUGAUAAAUGUACAAAAUAAUUUAAUAUGACUUUUUGUUCUGAAAAUACAAUAAUCAAAUAUAUUUUCUUCAAUGCAUGAAACAUUUGCGCAGAAACAGACAAUAUAUUACUCUUUAAAUCACUAAAUAAUCAGCGCAAAAUCUAUAUAAGUUUAGCAAACAUGGAAAUCAACAUUUAAUGCGUUAAAAACUGAUGCAGCUGUUUCAAGGCAACAUGAAACCUUUUUGGUUCACAUGAAUGAUAGACUGUUGCUUAAAAAUUGCAUAAGUAGCCUAAAUCAGGGUUUCCAACAUUGGAGAAACAAUUUGAGGAGCAUCUUUGGUGAUUUUGAGGAGCAUUUUGAAAUUUUGCGGAGCAGAUCGGUAUUUUAUAUAAAAAUCAAUUUAAAAAAAAAAUAAACCUGUUAUCUAAAAUUCUUUUUGAGCUUUGAAAUUCAUUUCAAGCACUAGCAUAAGAAUUAUUAUUUUCAAAUUUAUAACAUUUUAACCCAAAAAUUUUAAACACUAUGUCUUCCUUUGAGUAUAAGGGUUUAAUUUUCAUAUUUACAUGCCUAAUAAACUAGCAAAAUAAAAUUAAAAUAAAUUUAAUCAUUGGUGAGUCUGGUUAGAAUCAAGACCAAACGGGAAAUGCAGAGCAAAAAAACUUUUCUAUGGAGCUGCGGAGUUUCACUAUUUUUACAGAGCAACUCCGCAAAAUGUGGAGCAGUUGACAACCCUGCCUUAAUACAGGUGUGUGUAAUGCUCAUAUACUUAUUUCUACUACAUUGACAUUUCAUGAUAUUCCUAUCACAAGGACUUUUAUUUAUUUAUUUUUUAAAAUCAUUUUUGCAGUAGUUGGCAUUUCUGUUUUAGUUAACUGCAAAAGAUAUUUGAAUUAUAAUAAAUUUAAAAGGCAAAACCUCUUGAAUUAAAAUUUAUUGUAAAUGAUUUCCUUACAUUGUGCCUCUUCGUUAAAGAUCUGAUUCUGCAUUUUCAAAAACAAUGUUUAUAUAAAGUGUUUUUAUGUUCUGUGCUGUUACAGUGGCAUCUUAGAAAAAUUGUCUAUCACGAAUUUCAAAAUCAAAAAAACUGAUGAAUGAAAAUUUAUUUCACAGGUGCAAUUUAUUACUAAAUAUAAUAUAUAUUGUGAUAGUGCAAUACAUUUUUAUAUUCAGGCAAUCCAACAAAUUUCAGGUCACUGCGUAUAUAUAUAUAUAUAUAUUUGAAAAGUGUACUUUGGUGCCACUGAUUUGUAAAUAUGAUUUGUACAGAAAACAAAGCUUAUUACCAGCUUCCCCAAGUGCUGUGGAUGUUGACUAGUGCCAUUUGGUGUUUUGAAAUUAAAUGUAAUAACUAGGCAGCACUCAUAUUAAGCUGUUCUGGCAGCUUUUUGUACAUUGAUUCCUGUAAGGAUUUGCAAGAUUUAAUAAAGUAUUUGAUUAUUCA